CGUCAUACCGAUCUGAGACGAGCCGGGCUCGUCCGACGAUUGAUCCCGUCGCCACGGAGCCCCGCCGCCGUCUCCGGCGCCGCGGCGGUCUCUGUUGUGACCCGGUUGCCGGGGAGACGGGCGUCACCAGUCAGCCGGAUGAGCUGUCUCGCUGAGAGAGGGACGUCGAUAGAGCGCGGCCGGCGGGCAGCCGGGCAACAGAAGCAGGGGACACAUCGGACCAUUCAUGACAGAAGAUAAGAACAUGAAAGCAACGUCAUCUACACAAGUGUUGGAUCGGUAUUGAUUCGCAAAUUUGAAAUAAAUGCGUGCUACCAAAGGUACCACAGAUGUUUCCUUCAGUUAUACGCUAAGUUCCUAAUAUCUUAUCUCUAAUCUGUCCUAGCCUUGAGUCCACCAUCUUCGACCUUCCAGCGUCCACCGUCCACCGCCCGCUCCGUCGCCGCUCGCUCUGAUGCGUCCGUCCAUCGUGGUGACCGGGGACGCCAUGCAGAGCCUACACAGCCGGGUCAACGACGCCUUCCUGGCCGACGAGGCCGACGACGAGUGGCCCACCGGCGGCAUGGACAGCCCCACCUUCAGCCUGGACGAUGAGUGCGUCUCGCCGCCGCUGGCCAACCAGGUUGGUGGUUGGAGCUCUGGCUACAUGAGCACGGGACCUACAGAGCCACCGCCCAUCGGCGACAACUCCAGUUUGUUCGUGCCACGAAUACGCGUCGGGGGACGGCCGGCGGUGGGCUCUGUCGGCUCCACCAUGCAGACCGUUGUUGCUGAUCAGGUACGCAAUCUGGUGCGACGGUUCACGAUGCGCACCAACCGAGUCAAGUCGGCGCUCCAGGAGUCACCCAGCUCCUCGUUCGACGACGAGAGUCAGGACGAGGACACGGUGGAGCCUCCCACUCUGCAGGUGCCCCAACCCGUGGAGAGCCUGCCCUCCGGUCCCGACACAGGCCCGCCGCCUCCCGGGGAGUAUCUGGAGCCUCCGACACCGACCACCAAACGGACGGUCAGCUGCUGCGCCCCGUUCGUCUGCUUCAGAGACUACUGUGUCAACCGCGCCAUCAACCCGCAGGGAGUGUUGUACCUGAUCUGGUUGUCCAUUAUAUCAGCGUUUUUCACCUACAACAGCUGGGCUAUUCCGCUACGCGCUGCGUUUCCGUUUCACACGCCAGAGACGUCCAAGUACUGGUACACAUUUGACUACAUGGGAGACUUGCUGUACCUGCUGGAUAUCAUCCUAUUCAAGUCACGGGUUAUGUUCGUGAGGAACGGCUUCUGGGUGAAGAAUCCUCCGGAGAUCAGGCAGCACUACGCGUCACAGCCGAUAUUCUUCUUGGACGUUCUUUCUCUGGUUCCGUUCGACAUAUUCUACUUUUCCUACGGUCACCAGCCUCUGCUGCGUCUCAACAGACUUUUGAAGAUCCAGACGUACUGGAAGUUCAUGGACCGGGUGGACGCGCUGCUGGCGAUGCCACACUACGUGCGCACCAUCCGCACCGUCAUCUACAUGCUGCUGUUGAUUCACGUCAACGCGUGCGCCUACUACGCCGUCAGCGUCUGGGAAGGCAUCGCCACCAACGGCUGGGUGUUCGACGGCGUCGGAAAUCCGUAUGUGCGCUGUUUCUACUUUGCAACAAAGACGGCCACCUCGAUCGGGAAGAACCCGAAGCCUACCAAUGAGUUUGAAUACGUGUUCAUGACGGGAAGCUGGCUGAUGGGAGUGUUUGUAUUCGCCCUGCUUAUUGGCCAGAUUCGUGACAUCGUGGCCAAGAUCACGCGGUCGCAGGAUGAGUUCCGCCAGAUCAUGGACAGCACCAUCCACUACAUGCAGCACCUGAACCUGCCGCCGGAGCUGCAGCAGCGCGUCAGGACCUGGAUGCACUACACCUGGAGGCAGCAGAAGUCACUCGACGAGCUCAAGGCCUUGGAGGUGCUGCCACACAAGAUGCAGACGGACAUAGCUCUGUCGGUCCACUCUGACACUCUAAAGAAGGUGCAUCUCUUCCAGAACUGCGACGAAGCACUUCUGCGCGACCUAGUGCUCAAACUGAAACCGAUCAACUUUCUUCCCGGCGAUUAUGUCUGCAAAAAGGGCGAGGUCGGUCGGGAGAUGUAUAUCGUCAAGUCGGGCCACGUGAUGGUGAUGUCUGGCCGAACCGUGCUGGCCACCCUGCACCAGGGCAGCGUGUUCGGAGAAAUCAGUCUGCUGGGACUGGACGGACUCAGCCGGCGCACCGCAGACGUCAGGUCUCGUGGAUACUCCACGUUGUUUGCUCUAAACAAAACUGAUCUUCAGGAGUCUAUGAGAUACUACCCCGACGCACAGGAACUUCUAAGGAAGCGAGCGAAAACUCUGAUAAAGAAAAAUGAAGCCAUGGACAAGGGAAAACAUGUUGAAGAAGACGAUGAUGUCAUAAUCAAGAGGCGACCUUCAACUCCAAAGCUGCUGCAGGCAGUUCUUCAGGUGGUGGACCCCAGCUCGAUGACGGCCUCGAUGCUGGGCACCCGCGGGGUGCGCGGGGCGUGCUCCCAGAUGGAGCUCCGAGUGCCGAGCAGUCUCUCGGCAAGCCGGUACUCGCCCAUGUCGCUGCCGCCUCAGCUGGAGAACGCGCAGCCCUCGUUCAGCGUGGAGACGUCCGACUCACUCACUGAAGAGGAUGAGAUUCUGAUGGAGGCCAGAAACUCCCACCCGGGCGGCGGUGUGCGCCGUUUGAUACGCAGCUCUAUCAGCGAGGACCGGGAUGACGGCGUCAUCAUCACCAAGUCACUGCGCAACUGGGCGGCCGCUUCACUCGAGACGGGCGGCUCUCUGUCGCUGGACAGCGACUGGGGCCGCCGGCUGAGCCGACAGGCGGCCAUCCAGGCCGACUCCGAGUCGGUCACCGGCCACGUGCACCAGUACGCCGCCAGUCGGGCCGGCUCGCCGCCGUCCACCACCUCGCCGUCCUCGGUGCGCACCGUGGCGCCCUCGGCACCCACCCCGGCCCUGGGCUCCGGCUCGAGGACGCCCGCCUCCGUCAGCCGGUCUUCCAGCUGGAGGAACCACCGUGUCUCGGCGCAGGGCUCGGUGAUCCGCUGUUCGGCUAUGAUACACCGGGAGAGAACGCCCACCUCGCCGGCCGCUGAGGCCGUCGGCACCGCUUCCCCGCGCCAGAGGUACUAGGCUACUCCGGGGCUGCCCCUAAGAGAGCGUACUAGAAGGGACAAACAGCGGCUGCCGAAGCUACCUCCCAAAGAGAUUCGUGUGUCAUGAGGCAUUUGCGUUCGUGAUCACCGCUGUUGCCCCGAAAUAUUUUUGGAUGCUCGAUGAAAACAAGGUAGAUUUAAUUAAUGUUGCCAUUUGCUGAGCCAAGUGUCACGAUUUUUUUUUGUCAGCAUUUAUAUGGUCAGUCAACAAGUGUCAGCAAUUAUUUAUCCAAGUGUCACGAUUGACUGUAAAAUACAAGCACCAUUGAAUGGAU
Molecule: messenger RNA, 3461 nt
Organism: Amphibalanus amphitrite
Lineage: Eukaryota; Metazoa; Arthropoda; Thecostraca; Balanomorpha; Balanidae
Product: cyclic nucleotide-gated cation channel beta-3-like
Exons: 18
Coding region: 455-3163 (902 amino acids)
Biological process (GO): monoatomic cation transmembrane transport
Cellular component (GO): plasma membrane; intracellular cyclic nucleotide activated cation channel complex
Molecular function (GO): protein-containing complex binding; intracellularly cAMP-activated cation channel activity; intracellularly cGMP-activated cation channel activity
Source: RefSeq, a predicted model, not a curated record